AUUCAAACACCUGCCUACUGGCCACAGUGCUACAUGCACCCUUCCCUGCCUGCUUCUUCAGAGGUGCCAUGGGAGAGAGACCAUUCUCAGGCAUCAUUGAUGGAAAUCCUCUAUGAAUGUGGAAGCCAUUAACAGAGUAAUUGCUGUCUGUUGCCAUGACAACCAGCCACAGCAGUCACCUGCCCGAAGUCUUGCCAGACUGCACCAGCUCAGCCGCGCCUGUGACUGGGGAGGAUUGGGGCAGGGGAGUGAAUGGGCAGCCACAGUAUGUCAUGCAAGUUUCAGCCAAGGACGGGCAGCUGCUGUCAACAGUAGUGCGGACUCUUGCCACCCAGAGCCCCUUCAAUGACCGGCCAAUGUGCAGGAUCUGCCAUGAGGGCAGCAGCCAAGAGGAUUUGCUCUCUCCAUGUGAAUGUACUGGGACCUUGGGGACAAUCCAUCGGAGCUGCCUGGAGCAUUGGCUGUCAUCCUCAAAUACCAGCUACUGUGAACUCUGCCACUUCAGGUUUGCAGUGGAGCGCAAACCCAGGCCGUUAGUGGAGUGGCUCAGAAACCCUGGCCCCCAGCAUGAGAAGCGAACUCUGUUUGGAGACAUGGUGUGCUUCUUGUUUAUAACGCCCCUGGCUACCAUCUCAGGCUGGCUGUGCCUGCGGGGCGCCGUGGACCACCUGCACUUUAGUAGUCGGCUGGAGGCCGUUGGACUGAUUGCACUCACUGUGGCACUCUUCACUAUUUACCUCUUCUGGACACUAGUGAGUAUGGUGUCAUUUAGGUACCACUGCCGAUUAUACAAUGAAUGGCGUCGGACCAAUCAGAGGGUGAUUCUCCUCAUUCCAAAGUCUGUCAAUGUACCUUCCCAUCAACAGUCCUUGCUGGGGCUCCACUCAGUCAAGAGGAACUCAAAGGAGACCAUUGUUUGAUGUCCGUGUGGUCAAUGGGUAGACCCAUCGUGGGGGUUUGGAAGUUUCUGCACUUGGGCCCUGCGGUGAGCCACCACCCCAAAGCCCUUUCCUUAGUCUUGUGGGUCUAAGACCAUCUGGAGCCAUGUUACCACAUCGCCUGAGUCAUGAACUCGGCCAGAAGGAAGCAAAAUGCUGUUUGACUUCAAAAUCAUGGAUGCUGCACUCAUACAAUUUUCCCUAAGCUGCCAAACAUGUCUAUUUAGCAGAUACUGUAUGGGAUUUCCUGAACACCUCUUUAACACAUGAGGAAGGCUGUCCUGCUGAGGAUGCAAUUCAAUUCUUCCUUUUUUAUUACUAUUU
Cricetulus griseus (Chinese hamster) is the source of this 1262-nucleotide messenger RNA. NCBI's taxonomy places the organism in Eukaryota, Metazoa, Chordata, Mammalia, Rodentia, Cricetidae. The record is from RefSeq and is a predicted model, not a curated record.